GCCCUCGAUUGAGUGUGAUGGCGUUGGAGUACAGCGUGUCUAGUUAAUGGAAGCGUGGCGUUAUACGGCGUUAAACGCGCACUUUUCCAACCUUCAACAGAAACUAUUGUCGACAAUGCAAACUGCCAAGGAAAAAAACUCAAGUACUAUAGAGCCAAUGGAGGCUGACCUUUAUAACAACAACAUAACCAAUUCAAAUUCUGUUCGUAAAAGAAGAGCAACUGAAGAACAACAAAGUGAUGUGUCAGUGGAGAAAAGUGCAAAAUUUGACAGGCCACAUGUAUGGGCAAGUGGCUCUUGUCUGAAAUUAGAUGUGUAUACCCAGACAGAUUCUUCAUUUGUGUCAGACAACUACACAAAAUCCCUGUGUUUUGUAAGUGAAAUGGUCCAAGCCAACAGUAAAAAGCUAGAAAAUAUUGAAAAGUUCCUGGAGACCUUAGACUGUAAGAUUGAAAGUGUUCUGUGUGGUGAAUCAACCAGCAAAACACCAACAAAGAAGGGUCAUGUUCAAGACUUGUUAAGAAGGAUGGAGAUGAAAUUACGAGAGCCACAAACAAUAACUGAGGGAGACAGUGGGAUGUCUGUGCUCACAGACAAUAGUAGCUCACUUACUACUGCAGUAGGCAACCCCAGGGACACCAGCAUGUCAAGUCCUGCAGACAGCACCAAGUCCCCCAGCAUGUGCUUUUCCCCUGGUGUGAGCUCCUAUCACGCAAGCAGCCCGGUCACUGCUCACUCAUUUGUUGCAUGGAAUCAAGGUUUCCAUCAAGGCUUUGAUACCAUGGCAAGACCAGUCUCACAGGAAGGGCGGACAUCAACCCUAAGGCAAGGGGCUGAAUUAGCAGCAAGGCCUGUCGUCAUGGAGACCCAACCUGGACCAGUCUCUGGGGGAACAGAAGGAGACCAUCCAUUAGGUGAUGAGGAAGGGCUGGUGCCAGUUAUAUUGUCACUUGGAGAUAAUCCACCUUCUCAUAGAGACAAAAAAUGUGUCACAACAGAAGUGCCUCUAAAAGAUAUCAUCAAUGGUUCUCCUUGUGCUAUGGAAGGUCUGGAAAACAUAUCGUAUUCUCGCGGCUGUUGGCUUGGAGACAAGAGCAACCCACAGUCUCGUGUGUGGUACUGUGGCAAUCCCAAGAUUCUCGGGCGCGCCGAGGCUUCCGGAUCAAAUCCCGCCAAACUGUCUCUCAAUUUGCUGGAGGCGUUUUUUGUUCGGGACGAGAUGGCUGCGUCAAAUAUCAACGGAGCACGUGGCAGAGAACUGUUAGAUCCAAUCAAAAUAAAGGGCAUUCAAGCCCACGUAAAUUACAAGUUUCCCAUUAGCGCCGAGAAAGAAGAGCUGCGAUGGCAGUUUCUGAAACCAAGGAUUGACAGCAAAUGCCGUGCCCAGCGCCGGUUACAACGAGAAGAACAAUUGAAGCGAUUGAAUCUUCCCCAGGUUGUUACCACCGAGCGGACUCCCCGUUCCCGUGUCCCUCGUCUUGAUCCUAAGGAAAAAGACCAGUUGCUGUACGGCUGCAACAGAAACACACCGAACUUCGGGCUUAGUACACCUUGGACGCAAGUUGCCGCUUUGGAUGAUCAAGGGACUGGGGCGGAUGCUGGUGAGAAUGGUUUCAGCCAGUUACAAGCCAAUGAAGCAAUCGUGGAAAUCGCUGGAAUCCCUGUGACAGUUAAUGAAUUGAACGGAUAAAUGAAGAACAGCCACAGUAGAGAUUUCUGGGUUUCUCACAUCUGUAGUGAAGCAAACGGACAUAACGGGCGUUGUUUUAGAAGAGCCCGCGUAAUUUACGUAUGAAGGAACCGGUCGGAACUCAGACCUUCCAUGGCCAAGCGGUUGUAAGUUACAGUUACACGGAAGGGUCUGGGAACGAGAUUAGGAACCGGUUACUCAGCCCAUAGCUGUAAAAUUUGGUCAAGUCGGUACAAAUCUCUCUCGUUUUGAAAAGAAAAUGGAGUCUGCAGCAAGAAAGGGAAUAUUUCAAUCAGAGACAGUGAAUGAUUUACCACGCUAAGGGAUUGAUAAGUAUCAGAAGAGAAUUGGGAAAACUCAACCACACGAUUUUUAUUCGCAUUCGUUUAUUUUUUUUUUUAGGAGAUCACUACAUGUAUAUUUGCAAUUUAAAUUCACAGAGAUAUGUGUAACACCAUUUUUUUACAUUUUCCCAACGAUCAAAGUAGCCUGCAGAACAGGCGUAAUUUUUUUUUUUUUUUUUUUUUUAAUGUUUUAGAGGCGGAGGAGGCAAGUGCGAGUCACGUGCGAGGUGAGAAGAGAUAAUGUAAUCGUUGUACCCAGACCCUUCUCUUUCAUGUUAUUGCGAGAGCAACAAAAUGGCGGAAGUAGUUGUCUGACGUCACCGUGAGGGAUUCUUUAUACGCGAUUAGAAUAUUAAUAAACCUAACAAACUCCUCACUUACGACUCCCGUUAUCAAAGUUUGCAAACAAUCAGAGCCAUUAGAUCUAGGAGGUGGGCAUUCAGUUCUAUAACACAAUAAAAUGAAAGCUGGUUUU
Messenger RNA from Stylophora pistillata, 2509 nucleotides. RefSeq lists its product as uncharacterized. Gene Ontology annotation, molecular function: DNA binding. Gene Ontology annotation, biological process: negative regulation of protein catabolic process; protein localization to nucleus. Lineage: Eukaryota; Metazoa; Cnidaria; Anthozoa; Scleractinia; Pocilloporidae. The record is from RefSeq and is a predicted model, not a curated record.